Molecule: messenger RNA, 6732 nt
Organism: Rotaria sp. Silwood2
Lineage: Eukaryota; Metazoa; Rotifera; Eurotatoria; Philodinida; Philodinidae
Source: the annotation of a GenBank genome assembly
AUGCAAGGUACAAAUGCAAAAGUCUAUAUGCGAAUUCAUGACAAAAACGGACAAGUAUCUGAACCAAUUGAACUUCAUCAAUCUAUUAAUCAUAAGAAUAAAUUUGAACGAGGACAAACAGAUGAAUUUGAUGUUGGCUCCACUCAAUUACUCAAUGGUAUUGAUAAACUCGAAUUAUGGCAUGAUGAUACUGGUAUUGGUCAUGGAUGGUUUGCUGACUAUGUAGCUGUAAUUGAUAAUAAAACUGGUGAAGAAGCAUGUUUUUUUAUUGGAGAAUAUUUAAACAAGCAGAAUGGUGGAGUCGAAGAAAAACAUCUUAUAUUAGAUAAGCAAACACUCGACAAUCGACCAUGUCGUGAGCAUAAGUUUGAUGUAAAUGAGUCAACAAUUCAAGAAACUGUAGCAGCAGGAAAUUCAUUAACACCAUUUACACAAACAUACCGUAUUGAAACAAAAACAGGUCAUACUGGUCUUUUUGGUUUGGGUGGAGCGAGUACAAAUGCAAACGUAUUCAUUCGUAUUCAUGACAAUAAUGAUAAAUUAUCUGAACCACUUCAACUAAAACAUUCGUUAAUACAUAAAAAUAAAUUUGAAAGAAAUCAAACUGACCAAUUUGAUGUGGGCACUUAUAAAAGUCUGGAUGGUAUUAAGAAGGUCGAAUUGUGGCACGAAAGUGGCAAAAAUGAUGGAUGGCAAGUGGAUUAUGUUAAAGUAAUAGAUAACAAAACAGGAGAUUCUUACUGUUUUUUUGUCAAUGGCAUGCUUGAUAAAAAUUCUGGCUUAAAAAAAACUCAUGUUUUACUUCAAUAUCCAUCAGUAAAUGUUUCAUGCUUGGAUGAACUAAAGGUAAUGAAAACAAUACAUAAUACCACGGCAAUUAACAUGAUUGAUUCUCAAAAGAAUGAUAAAAUCGAAAGAAAUUUCACGAUUAGAACUAAAACAGGUAAUCAAGUAGAAGCUGGUUCGACCACACCUAUUCAUAUUCAAUUGUUUGAUGAUCGAGGUCAAAAAUCUGAAGAUAUACGCCUUAAACACAAAGAUCAUGAUAAACAUAAUUUUGAACCGAGUGCUAUUGAUGAAUUUCAAGUGACAUCUUUUCAGCCACUAUCUAAGAAACUACAAGGCAUUCGUGUUAAACAUAAUGCUGAUAAAUAUCAAGGAUGGUAUGCUGAAUGGAUAGAAAUUACAGACGAAGAUAACAUGCAAACUUAUUGUUAUCCUAUUCAACGAUGGAUUGACAAAGCUGAAAAUGAUAAACGAACUGACAUAUAUUUCUCUGAUGUUUCUGACGUGCCAUGUGAUUCAUUACUCAAUACAAUGCCUGAAUCAGGUCAUCAAUCUGUAUCAAUUGUUCGAGAAGUACCUGCUGGUACUGUUUCAUCUUUAACAUAUCCAUCACAGACAACAGCUCAAACACUAGCUACAUCAUUCAAAAAUACUUAUCAUGUGAAAACUAAAACAGGAAAGAAAGGUUUCUUAGGUCUUUCAUCAACAGGAACAAAUGCAAAAGUUUUUUUACGAAUUAUUGAUAAAAACAGUGAUGUUUCGGAAACUAUUCAAUUACAUGGUUCAACUGAUCAUAAAAAUAAAUUUCAACGAGGUCGAACUGAUGAAUUUGAUAUUGGAACGAGCAAACAGUUAAAUGAUAUUGAUCAUAUUGAAUUAUGGACAGAUGGAAAAGAUUUGGAUAAUGGAUGGUUUCUUGAGUAUAUCCAAGUAACUAAUAACAAGACAGGUGAUAUUGCAUGUUUUCCUGUCAAUCAAUAUUUGAAUCAUAAGAACGGUGGAAUUGAAGACAAUCCAUUAAGAUUGAAAAAAGUAACGGAUGAACGAUCUUGUCAACAAUUAAUCGAAGAUAGUAAUGAUAAUGAUAAUGAAUCCGAAGAACAAAUCUCAUCUUCUAAUGUGAAGUUUUCCGGUCUAUCUAGUAAAUACAAGAAUACAUUUUCAGUAGUAACUAAAACUGGCCAUGUUGGCUUUUUGGGUCUGAGUUCUGCUAGAACUCAUGCUCCUGUAUUCAUUCGUAUACAUGAUACUAAAGGCAAAAUAUCUGAAGCAAUUCAAUUACAGAAUUCCAUUAGACAUACGAACAAAUUCGAAAGAAACCAAACUGAUCAAUUUGAUAUUGGAACUUACGAAUUGCUUGAAGGUGUUUCACGAGUCGAACUUUGGCAUGAAAAUGAUAAGAACGAUGGAUGGCAACUUGAAUAUAUUCAACUUAUUGACAAUCAAACAAAUACAUCUUAUUGUUUUUCUGUUAAUAAAAUGCUUGAUAAAAAUUAUGGUUCAAAACAAACUCAUAUUCUACUUGAAACACCAUUGAUCAAUGUAUCCUGUUCCGAUCAAAGUCAAGUAGUACAAAGAAAUCGAAUGAAUACAGACAUGACCAGUUCGAAGAAGAAAAAAGAUAAAUAUGUACGAAACUUUACUAUUCGAACAAAAACUGGCAAUCAAAUAGAAGCAGGUUCGACAACACCCAUUCAUAUUCAAUUAUUUGAUGAUCAAGCACAAAGUUCAGAGGAUAUUCGUUUGAAACAUCAUGAACAUGAUAAACAUAAUUUUGAACCUGGUGCUACUGAUGAGUUUCGAGUAACAUCUUAUCAACCGUUAUCAAAUCAAUUGACUGGUAUUCGUAUUAAGCAUAAUGCUGAUAAAUAUCAAGGAUGGUACUGUGAAUGGAUAGAAAUCAUAGAUGAUGAUAAUGAAAAAAUCUAUUGUUAUCCAAUACAACGAUGGCUUGACAAAGCAGAAAAUGAUAAGAAAACUGAUGUGUAUUUUAAUGAUUUAUCAGAUGUUCCCUGCAGUUCUUUAUCUGAUACAAUUAUGGAAUCAGGUCAUUAUUUAGCUUCCAUUAUUCGAAGAUCACAUACAUCGCAAUUAUCAUCGGAAAUAUCUCCUAUACCAUUUCAAAAUACCUAUCAUGUAGAAACAAAGACAGGAAAGAAAGGUUUUCUUGGCUUAUCAUCUACUGGUGAGUAUCGUGACUACACAGAGUCCUCAUACAAAAAAGUACUACAUAUUUUUAAAGGUACAAAUAAUAAUGUAUAUAUUCAAAUCAUUGAUCGUAAUGGAAAUAAAUCAGAACCAAUUCAAUUAAAGAAAUCUAUUGAUCAUAGAAAUAAAUUUGAACGUGGUCAUAUAGAUGAAUUCGAUAUUGGUUCCACAAAGCCACUCAACGGUAUUAACCAGUUAGAAAUUUGGACCGAUGGGAAAAGUUUUGGACAUGGAUGGUAUGCUGAUUAUAUUAUUGUAACAGACAAUAAAACAGGCGAAGAAGCAUGUUUUCUGAUCGAUGAAUAUCUGAACAAGGAAAAUGGUGGUGUAUCUGUUAAUCACCUUUUAUUGGAUAAGCAGACCGGUAAUAUUUCAUGUCGUGAAAGACAUCAAAAGCAAGAAGAUGAUCUUGAUACUAUUCGAACACUUCAAAUGGAAGCUAUUAAAUCAGUUAUAAUUUCUUCCGAUCAUGCUUCAUCUACUAUUGUCUACAAAAGAACUUAUCAUAUUGAUACGAAGACAGGUCCUAAAGGAUUUUUGGGUGGUGUAUCAUCAGCUGGUACUAAUGCAGAUAUUUAUCUACAAAUUCAUGAUAAAUCAGGUCACAUAUCUGAACCGAUUUCUCUACGUUGUUCAACAAAACAUUCGAAUCCAUUUGAAAAAGGCAAAACAGAUUCGUUUGAUAUUGGUACAAAAGAAUCUCUCGAUAGUAUUGCUAAACUUGAGUUAUAUCAUAAUGGAACUGACCUUGAUCAUGAAUGGAAUGUAGAAUAUGUCAAUAUUGUUGAUAAUACUACGGGACAUAGUUAUUGUUUUUCAAAUGAAAAAUGGCUUAGUAAUUCUGAACAUUUAAUAUUAGAUAAUUAUGUAUUAAAUAUAUCAUGUGAAGACGUAAUCAAAGAACAAAUCGAAUCAAAGAUUGAUACAAAUAGUACAAAAAUCAAACAAAAACGUAGUUUUACUGUACGAACGAAGACAGGAUCUCAAGUGGAAGCUGGUUCGACAACACCGAUUUAUAUACGUCUUUUCGAUAAUCGUUCUCAAAAAUCUGACAAAAUUCGUUUAAAACAAAAAGAUAAAGAUAGUCAUCAUUUUGAACCAGGUUCAAUAGAUGAAUUUCAUGUAACAUCCGAUAAACCGUUGAAUACAUUAACUGCCAUUGAAAUUUCGCAUACUGCGGAUAAAUAUCAAGGAUGGUAUGGUGAAUGGAUAUCAGUGACUGAUAAUGAUGAAAAUAAAACAUACUGUUUUCCAUUGCAACGUUGGUUAGAUAAAGGAGAAUUAGAUGGAAAAAUUGAUAUUCAUCUAAAAUAUAUUCCAACAAUGAUUUCUUGUGAACAAUUACCUGAUUCAAUGAAACGACCAAGUUCAUUAUUAAGUACAUCUAUUCAAAGCUCAACAAUAAAAAAUAUAAUAGAAGAAUAUAAAUCACUAUAUCAUGUACAAACAAAAACAGCAAAAAAGGGUUUUUUGGGAUUAUCACCGACGGGAACUGAUGCAAACGUAUUUAUUCGAAUUCAUGAUAAAGAUGGUAAAGUAUCUGAAUCAAUUGAACUCAAAAAUUCUAUUGAUCAUAAAAAUAAAUUUGCUCGUGGGAAGAUAGAUGAUUUUGACGUUGGAUCAACCCAUGAGUUAAACAGUAUGAAUAAACUUGAAUUAUGGACUGAUAGCAAAGACAUCAGCAAAGGAUGGUACCCAGAAUACAUUCAAAUAACAGAUCAAAAGACAAAUGAAGUUAGUUGCUUUGUUAUCGAACAAAACGAAAAAUAUGGUGGAGUGAAGGAUGAUCAUUUAAUAUUAGAUAAACAAAAAGAUAAUCGAGUAUGUCAGGAAUUAAAGAAAGAUGAUACAAUUAAUUCAUAUGAUAAAAAUUAUGAUGAAACCAAACAAAGCUUUCUUUCCAACGUAGAAUCUCAAGGAAGAUUUCAAGUUGAAAUUAAAACAGGUCAUAGUGGGUUUUUGGGAUUGGGUGGUGCUGGAACUGAUGCACCUGUAUUUAUUCGAAUUUAUGAUAGUAAUGAUCAUAAAUCUGAAGCAUUUCAAUUAAAAUAUUCGACAAAACAUAAAAAUAAAUUCGAAAGAAAUCAAAUAGAUCAUUUUAUUGUUCAUACUGACGAACCAUUUGAUGACAUUUCUAAACUUGAUCUAUGGCAUGAAGGUAAUGAAAAUGAUGGAUGGCAAGUUGAUUAUGUCAACAUUAUCGACAACAAAACUAAUAUAUCCUAUUGUUUUCCGGUAAAUACAAUGCUGGAUCAAAAUUCUAGUUUAAAACAAACAAGUAUACAUGUUGAAAAUCCAUUAAUUAAUGUAUCUUGUAAAGAAGAAACCGAAGCAAUUAAGAAAAGUCAUAGUUAUACAUCAGUAUCAAAAAAACUUAAACCAGAUAAAUUAUCUCGAAAUUAUACUGUUCGAACAAAAACAGGUAAUCAUGCAUCGGCUGGUUCAACAACACCUAUACAUCUUCAAUUAAUCGAUAUAUAUGAUAAAAAAUCGAGAGAUAUUCGAUUAAAGAAAAAAGAUAUGGAAGGCCAUCAUUUUGCACCUGGUAACAUUGAUGAAUUUAAAAUUACAUUACCUGAACCAUUAUCAACAUUAAAAGCUGUUAAACUUUCACUUGAUGCUGAUAAAUAUCAAGGUUGGUAUGGUGAAUGGAUUUCAAUUACCGAUGAUAAUAAUCAAGAAACCUAUUGUUUUCCAAUUCAACGUUGGUUAGAUAAAGGUGAAAAUGAUCAUAAAACUCAUGUUAUUCUAUAUCAACAAUCUAUUAUUCCAUGUAAUCAAUUAUUGGACUCGAUACUUAUUCAAUCUUCAUCAAUGAACAAUGAAGAUAACGAGCAAUCAAGCAAUAGUGAAGGAAAUAUUAAAACAUCUAUCACAAAUCUAUUAUCAUUAGAUCAUCGAUAUGAAAAUAUAGGUUCUCAUGAUUUUCAAGUACGUACGAAAACAGCAGAUAAAUCAUUACAAGGCAAACUUGGACGUGAUGCUAAUGUUUAUUUAAAUAUCUAUGAUAAAAAUAAUAAACAAAUCAGUGGUUCUAUAAGACUUCAAAAUUCGAAAAAUCAUAAAGUACCAUUCCAAAGACAUCACACAGAUAAAUUUGAUAUAACAAUACCAAAUAUUAAAAUUAAUGAUAUUGAUCGAAUUGAUUUAUAUCAUGAUGGACGAAAUGAUGGAUGGUUUUGUGAUUUUGUUGAAAUAAAAAAUCGUCAAACAAAUGAAACAAAAUGUUUUUCUGUUCAUCAAUGGUUAGAUAAAGUAUCCGACGAUAGAAUUCAAUUUUCAAUGACUAAUUAUCAAAAUAUUCCAUGUGAUGAUAAAAGACAUGUUAUAAAUUAUCAAUAUUAUACUAUAAGAAUUAAAACAAAUACAACAAAUUUAACACCAAAUGAUUCAAUGAAUAUAUUCAUUAAACUCUUUGGUAAAUCUCAUCAAACAGAACGAAUUCAAUUAGAUCAAACAAUUGAUAAUAAACAAGCAUUUCGACGAAAUAAUUCUAUAGAUAUAUUUGAAAUACGAACAUCAACGAAAUUAAAUUCACUUCAAAAAAUCGAAUUUUUUUAUGAAUUUUCAUCAAAUAAUAGAAAAUUUUCUUUAGAAUGGAUCGAAAUAACUAAUUUAUCGAAUGGUAUUAUUUCUUGUUUUCCAGUUAAUCGUAUAUUAACACAAUUAGAUAUUAACAGAGGAAUGCAACAAGUAUUGACAUUAAAUGAAUCAAAUAAUCAACCUUGUUCUUAUUGA